UCUGUAUAUAUUUGACAGCUUUAGGGAGCUAGAAUUCCUCGUCAUAGAGAGAGCUUUCCAUAGUCCAAAAAAACACUAAUUAAGAAAGGUACACAAGAGAUGGCUAUCAACAACGAAUGUCAAACAACAAAACCAAAACCAACAACUCUUCGGGCACAAAGAUCUUGCUCAUAAGACUCUCCUUCAAAUGCACUUUACCAGUAAAUACUCGAUACAAGCGUGCAUCCAAGAGAGCAUCGAUGUCUGAAGGAGCUCCGUGAGAUGACAAAAAAACACCCUCGGUAAGAUUACAGUUGUUUGUCUUCUUAUGAAACAAAAAAUAACUUAGAAAAAUAUAUACACACACACACAAGGCCUACCUAAUUUCAUGUGGAUUAUGGCUACCCCUGCUGAUGAAGGACAACUUCUAAGCAUGCUGAUUAAGCUCAUAAAUGCGAAGAACACGUUGGAAAUUGGUGUGUUCACUGGUUACUCUCUACUCUCCACCGCUCUUGCUCUUCCCUCUGAUGGAAAGAUAUUGGCUUUGGACGUGAGCAGUGAAUAUUAUGAGCUGGGAUUGCCAAUAAUUGAAAAAGCUGAAGUAGCUCACAAGAUCGACUUUAGAGAAGGACAUGCUCUCCCUCUUCUUGACCAACUUCUUCAAGAUGAAAAUAAUAAGGGAGUAUUUGAUUUUGUUUUUGUGGAUGCUGACAAAGAUAAUUACUUAAAUUAUCACAAGAGAGUAAUUGAUCUUGUGAAAGAUGAGGGAUUGAUCGGAUACGAUAACACUUUAUGGUGUGGAUCAGAGGCUGCACCACCUGAUGCACCUCUAAUAGAUUACGUGAAGCGUUAUCGUCUUCAUGUGAUUGCGCUCAACAAAUAUCUAGCUCAAGAUUCAAGGAUUGAGAUAUGUCAGCUUCCAGUAGGAGAUGGAAUUACCCUGUGCCGCUGCAUCACCUGAUCCGUCCUCCGUGAUGAUUUGUGCUCUUGGAUUAUGGAGAAUUUCAAUUUGAGCUAUUGAUAUCUUUAAUUUUUAACAAGUUUAUUGGUUAAGAGUCGUCUCCCCUCCCCCUCUUAACCUAAAAAAAAUUAUAAGCACUUCUUUAUUAUAUAUGAUAGUAAAAAUAAGUGAUUUAUAGUCAUUUUUGACUAAAAAUUACCUCUUUAAAUUGUAUUUUAAUCUUUUUUUUAAGUAAAUGGAUUUUAUAUAAAUUUGCUUUUG
This is a messenger RNA of Cicer arietinum (chickpea), 1201 nucleotides long. The record is from RefSeq and is a predicted model, not a curated record. Lineage: Eukaryota; Viridiplantae; Streptophyta; Magnoliopsida; Fabales; Fabaceae.